GUACUAGGAAUUUGGGCAACGACUGUUAUGUUAAUCAUUAGUACCAUACGUGUAUGGUUAAGAAGGGGUUCUAAAAAAAGCUUAAUUUUGAAGUAUGCACUUCAUUCUGCUAUAAUUAUUAUAGAUAUCGUAUUAGUAUUUCUUGAUUUUAGUCAUCGACAGACGUUAGAUUUUUAUCUUGUAAUGGCAACGCUUCCUUUAAUAUUUGCAAUACAUGGUGUUGUUGUAUUGAAGGUGGAUGCGGUUGCUGUAGUUGUUUCUAGUGGUUUCUUUGUUGUUGUGGAAGUUGUGGUACCGAUCCUUGUCGAUAUAGUAGUGAUGCAUAAAGCCAUGCUACUUGAAAUGUGUGACGCAUCCAUGUCCAUUACCUGCAUCGAUGAAAAAAGGAAUCUAAAAGAUUAUUAUCCAGAACGUUCAUGCUUAGUAACUGCUAUGGGAGGUUGGUGGUUCAUUAUUUCAAGUGCUGUAGCUAUUGGAAAUACGUUUAUGUAUAUUCAAUGUGAAAGUGAUGAAUUGGGACAAGCUCCGACUAUUAGUCACUAUUUGUCAUUCUGGUUUGGAGCUAUAUGGGACUUUAUAGAUU
Molecule: messenger RNA, 583 nt
Organism: Racocetra persica
Lineage: Eukaryota; Fungi; Glomeromycota; Glomeromycetes; Diversisporales; Gigasporaceae
Source: the annotation of a GenBank genome assembly